CACAACACUCUCCCCAGCUCGAGUAACCACAGCGAGAACCAAUCGCCAAGCAAAAAGCCCGAGAAAGAAAGAACAAACAGGAGACACAGAUGGCGGCUGCAGCGAAGGCGUCGUGGAUGGUGGCGAUGAGCGUCGGGGCCGUGGAGGCGCUCAAGGACCAGGCGGGCCUGUGCCGCUGGAACUACGCGCUGCGCUCCGUCCACCGCGCCGCCAAGGCCAACGCUCCCAGCUUCGCGCAGGCCAGGAAGCUGGCGCCGCCCGCCGCGGACAAGGCCGCCGCGGAGGAGGGGAUGAGGACCGUCAUGUACCUCAGCUGCUGGGGCCCUAACUAGCUAGGGCCUCUGCUAGUUUCGGCUUCCUGCAACCGUACCGAGCUCGGCUUCAAAUCUGAUCCAUGACUGGUUGCCUUGCCGACCCACUGUAACAUAGGAGUAUAGCACCACGAUGAUGAUGAUGAAAAGUUCUGCCACUUGAUUUCAGUUCCUCAAAACUCUGAAUCCCUACGCUACUGUGCUGGCAUGGAAAUAAAAUGAAGAGUGCAUUUCUGUUC
Zea mays is the source of this 550-nucleotide messenger RNA. RefSeq names its product wound induced protein. The coding region runs from base 90 to 332 and encodes 80 amino acids. The transcript has a single exon. Lineage: Eukaryota; Viridiplantae; Streptophyta; Magnoliopsida; Poales; Poaceae. The record is from RefSeq and is marked validated.